Molecule: messenger RNA, 144 nt
Organism: Spirodela intermedia
Lineage: Eukaryota; Viridiplantae; Streptophyta; Magnoliopsida; Alismatales; Araceae
Source: the annotation of a GenBank genome assembly
AUGAUCAACGACUUUUCGUCGUCAAAUCCAGCACCUGGAAGAUGGAAAGGCGGGAUGAAUGGGAAAGCCCAUGAGAGCUGCGUGCGUGGCAGGAUCGUUGACCGUGCAUACCUUCAACUCCCUCUUCUAUGUCGUCCAGGGUGA